CUUUGUUCGUGCAUUCUUCGUUCAAAGCACCACCAACAAAAAGGCAAACCAGGCAACGAAUAGAGUGAAACAAACAAUGGAUGCUUGGUGCGUGUGAUAACAUUAUCGAAGGGAAAAGUUGUAUGUGUCACUGGCCGAACGAAAUGAAUGGCUGCCCGCAGGAUUCCGUAGCUACAUGAGUAACCAUCGCAGGAAGAGAUAAAAUUGAAUAGAUUUAGACAGUGUGGCCCCAGAGGACACAGUGGCUGCAAAACAGAGGUGCAAUAACUUCCCUCUCCAAAUGGAUGCCGCCAAACAACGAGUGGGAGAAGUAGUUGGUGCCGUAAAGAUCUUCAUGUAAAUAUACGCUAUCACCAAAAAGACUAACCCAUCGAUAAUUGGAAACCUCAUAAAAACGAUAACCCGAUUUGUAGUGUGUAUGUGCGUAGUCGCUGCUGUAUCUAAAACGUCCCGUUCUGCUAUUUCGUUGAUCAAAGAAUAACGUAACCAUGGCAACCGAAAGCGGUCUACGCGUGGUGCGCCAAUACUCCGACGAGGGACGUACCUUAGCGCUGCGAACUCUUAACGAGGCAAACAGUGAGGCUGGAACGGUGCUUAGAAAUGCUUGGACGAAUUUAAUACAGUUGGUACAGUGGCUAAAAACAUCGGCUCGUGAAGUCCUAGACCCAUCCGUAUUGUACGAAGAGUUGCGUAUAUUUUUCCGCGAUGAAAUUGCCCGCAACAAUGCGUUCGCGAUACUGAUCGGGCUGGGAUUCGGCACGACCGGUGGUUUCAUGCUGGGAAUGUGGCUGGCAAGGCCCCAUCUACCGACGCCGAUCAUGAAAUCGAUUGCUUCCACAUCGUUCCGCGAUCCGGACAAUGUGGUCGUAUGCCAAACGGCGGUACCACAGUUUCAAUCCGCCUCGGACAUAUUGGUGCGCGUGCGGGCGGCCUCACUCAACCGAAUCGAUCGACGGAUCGCGUUCGGGUAUGGUCGAACGUUACGGCGCAUGAUACGGACGUACAACAGUACGUACGAUCCGGAACUCCCUCUAGUGCUCGGGCGAUCGUGUGCCGGGAUCGUAGAAGCGGUCGGUACCGGUUCGAAGAGUGGGCUGGAGAUAGGUGAUGAAGUGUGGCUUGCCACACACUGGUACGAAGCCGGCGUUGCUUCCGAGUUUGUGGUCGUGCCGGAAACGCGCGUGUCGCGCAAACCGUUCCUGAUCGGGUUCGAAGGUGCGGCCAGCUUACCGUACAGUGGCUCGAUUGCACUCAACCUGCUCGAUUCACACAACCUGACCGAACACACCAGCAAGGGCCGUAGAAUUCUCGUGCAGGACGCUUGCUCACCGGUCGGGUGCGUUAUUACGCAGCUCGUUCACAAAUGGGGCGCACAGGUUGCUGCCACUUGCCAUACCCGAUCGGUCCCGGUGAUUAAUAAUCUCGGGGCAGCGGAUAUAAUCACCUUCGCCAACGAACACUUCCGAUCGAACUUUAUCGACGUUAACGUGGACAAAUCCAACUUUAUCAACGAGCUAACGUCGAGGGACAAAUUUCACUUUAUCUUUCUCACCACCCGCCUUGGGUACGAUUACAAAUUUCUGGAAAAGUUCCUUACCAAAGAUGGUGUGAUAGUGGACGCGGUCGAACCGGAACUGUCCACGGACGAUUACGGUGUGAUCGGGCGGUUCUUUCUCGGCACUUACGUACGCUGCCGGAAGGUGUUUGCGCUGCUGUUUCGCACCAACGUCGACUGGGGUGGACCACACCUGUGCCAUCUGGUGCUGGAACGUUUGGCCGGUUUCGUGAAUGAUGAAACGCUUAAAACCGUCGUCGAUCGGGUGUACACACCGAACGAGGUGGAACGGGCACUAGAGCACAUAUGCAGCGAAAAAAGCAUCGGCAGUACGAUCAUCACUUUCCGGUAGAUGCAGCUAACAGCGGUCUUACGAUCUACGUCACUGCCAUCUACUAGCUGUGUUGCCACUGGACACACUUUCUUCCGGCUGGACUACUAGAUAGCGAUUUUUAAACCGUUUACCGAAUAGAUAGUGUUUUUUGCUUUGUUUUUGUUUACUUUUAACACUGACUUUCCGUUUGUCGGACGGGCGUGCGUCCAUCGGUCUAUUGGCCGAAAGUUUGAAAGUUUGUUUAACGCUUUCCGAUCGCGGUUCGGGAACAGAAUACAAACAAAUAAAUAAAUAAUUGCAGCAA
Messenger RNA from Anopheles moucheti, 2193 nucleotides. RefSeq names its product reticulon-4-interacting protein 1, mitochondrial-like. NCBI's taxonomy places the organism in Eukaryota, Metazoa, Arthropoda, Insecta, Diptera, Culicidae. The record is from RefSeq and is a predicted model, not a curated record. Gene Ontology annotation, molecular function: oxidoreductase activity. The coding region runs from base 489 to 1907 and encodes 472 amino acids. The transcript has 7 exons. Gene Ontology annotation, cellular component: mitochondrion.